Messenger RNA from Penicillium coprophilum, 1824 nucleotides. Its product is annotated as RNA methyltransferase, TrmH family. Gene Ontology annotation, biological process: rRNA methylation. Gene Ontology annotation, cellular component: mitochondrion. Bases 1 to 1824 code for a protein of 607 amino acids. The transcript has a single exon. Gene Ontology annotation, molecular function: RNA methyltransferase activity; RNA binding. NCBI's taxonomy places the organism in Eukaryota, Fungi, Ascomycota, Eurotiomycetes, Eurotiales, Aspergillaceae. The record is from RefSeq and is a predicted model, not a curated record.
AUGCUCAGUGCUAUCUCAAGAACGGGCUUGUAUGGUCUUUCAAGAGUGGUCAACUCCUCGCAUUCUACAGUCUUAGCGAUUCGGCAUGCAUCUUUAAAUUCAGCAAUUGGGGAGGGUAUUCGCAGAUCUCAGUCGGCGGAUGCGGACAGAGAGGAUCGCCGCGGCAACGAGUCUCGAUUUUCUAAACGCGAGCGACAAUACGAGGGGCAGUACAGAGCGCGACAAUACGAGAGAUCAGGUGAAUCCAAUUACAAUGAGCGUCAAACAAAUGGGGUGCGACAAUACGGACAGCAAAAAUACGAAAGAUCCGGUCAAUCCAACUUCAAUGAACGUCGAUCCUAUGGAGCGCGACCGCAUGGAGAACAGAAGCCUGAUAGAGCUGGAUUGAACACCGGUGUUGAUCGCAACUACGGCCAGGGCGAUCGAGAAUACGGAGCAAAAAGAACCCGGACAUCAGACGGCUUGGGCCGCAAAGACUAUGGCCGCCGACAAUCGACAUGGAAUGACCACCCUCAAUCCUCAAGACACAGCCGAAAGGAGGAAAAGUUUGAGUUCGAUGAGGAUGAGUUCAUUCGUUCUGGUGAUUUCCGAGGACUUCCCCGAGAACAUCAAUCACGAUUCCAGUCACGAUUUCAAUCGCGGACCCAAGAGAGUCCAUUCACACAAUCUGGACGGGGAAGGUACGCAAUGGAUGAGUCGCGGGAGAAAGAGCCGGCAAGAUCUCGAGCUCACCGGGCCACGAGCAGCAUGCCAGAACGGGUGAAGGACAACGUGAAAGUGCCCGACACAAUUCCCUACACUACACCGGCAUCUGAGUUUAUUUAUGGCACAAGUGCCGUGGAGGCGGCGCUGCGUUGCAGUCGGCGCCAACUAUACAAGCUGUAUAUCUACCAGAGUGCGGAUGAAGAACUAAGUGCAGCAAAGAUGACAAUCCGCAAACUGGCACUGUCAAAGAACAUUACAGUAAAAAUGGCAUUUGCCGGAUGGGAUCGGCUCAUGGACAAGAUGAGUGCCGGGCGACCUCACAAUGGGUGUAUUUUGGAGGCAUCUCCCUUACCAAAAUUACCUGUGCGUGGCCUGCAGGCUGUUCCAUCUAUAUCCGAGGAGUAUUUCCGAACGGAGCUUGCGCCACAAACCCGGGAAGAAGCUGCGGUAAAUGGCACCGAUGAUCGAAUCCAGAUCCAUCAUCCUUCUCCUUUCUCGCAAGAAACUGAACAACGCCACCGAUACCCAGUUGUUUUGUUAUUGGAUGGAGUGGUCGAUACCGGUAAUAUGGGCGCCAUCAUCCGUUCAUCCUAUUUCCUGGGUGUGGAUGCAAUUGUUCUGGCCGGUCGCAACUCUGCGCCAUUGUCUCCUAUCACAAUCAAAUGUUCUGCUGGCGCAGCCGAGAACAUGCCUAUCCUUCACGUGAAGAAUGAAGUUGAUUUUAUUCAGCGUUCCCAGCAGAAUGGGUGGCGGUUCUAUGCCGCAGAUGCACCAAUCCCCGGCUCUGUGCAUCUAGAUCAUAUCUCUUCGGACGGUAACCAAAGCGGAUCCAAAUUACCUAUCACGACUGCGCCUAGUGUUAUCAUGAUGGGUAGCGAAGCCACUGGAUUGAGCUCACAUAUCAAGUCGCAUGCAGAUGCAAUCGUCAGCAUUCCAGGUGCCCGACAUAGUUCUAUCCUAGGCGUCCAAUCAGACCCUGCCCGAAUCGACAGUCUGAAUGUGAGUGUCGCCGCCGCGCUACUGAUGGAGAAGUUCUUGCGGACCCCCAUAACUUUGGGCGAAAUUGUCAAGAAGGAAAAGAAUAUGGAAACCAACACGAGAAAGGAUAAAAUGUGGUAA